Molecule: messenger RNA, 2433 nt
Organism: Coffea arabica (coffee)
Lineage: Eukaryota; Viridiplantae; Streptophyta; Magnoliopsida; Gentianales; Rubiaceae
Product: disease resistance protein RPM1-like
Biological process (GO): defense response to other organism
Molecular function (GO): ADP binding
Source: RefSeq, a predicted model, not a curated record
AUGGCACUAACAAUUCUGUCUUCUGUGUUAAAUCAGCUCUCAAUUCUCCUGCGUGAAGAGGGACAUGAGGUUGAAUUCAUCGGGGAUGAGUUGGGGCACAUGAGAGCAUUCCUGAGAGUGGCAGAAACAAAGGAAGAAGGUGCAGAUCCCAGGCUCCAAGAAUGGAUCAAGCAAGUACGAGAAGCCGCUUAUGACAUUGAAGAUGUUCUUGAUGAAUUCAUGGCUCUCUUUGCUCGCCAUCCAGCAACAGGCUUCCAUGGCUCUGUUCGGACAAUUUUCAACUCCAUAAAGACAUUGCGAGCUCGUCAUAAUGUUGCUGAGCAACUACAAAGCAUCAAGGCCAGAGUAAAGAAUAUUUCUGAAGGGCAUCGGAGAUACCAAUCAGAGUUCGGUGUUACUAUCCAAGCGGCCGAGUCUCUUGCUGCUGUUAACAACACAACAUGGCGCUAUAGCAGGGAUGAUGCACUUCUCGUGGAAGAAGCUGAACUAGUUGGCAUUGAUAACCCCAAACAACAGCUGAUUUCUCAACUAUUCGAGGGCGAUGAUUCCCAGCUCAAAGUUGUUUCAGUGGUUGGCAUGGGAGGUCUCGGUAAAACUACAUUAGUUAAAAAAGUCCAUGAAGAUUUAGAUGUUAGAAGGCAUUUCCCAGUUCGUGCCUUCGUAACUGUCUCUCAAACAUGCAACUUCCAAGAACUCCACAAAGACUUGGCUCGGCAGUUACACAAUGAAUUGAAGAAACCAGUUCCAGAAUCGAUUGAGGCAAUGACUGCAAUUCAGCUGAAACAAUUUGUUAAAGAUUUUCUUCAACAAGCUGGAAGGUAUGCAAUUGUGUUUGAUGAUGUAUGGGAUACGGAAUUUUGGAAUGCAAUCAGAAUUACACUACCCAAGAAUGGCUAUGGCAAUCGUGUCAUGUUAACAACACGAAAAGCCGAUGUAGCCUUUGCAUCUUGCACCCAAUCUCAGGAUUAUGUCUUCAGAAUGGUUCCCCUGUCUUUCGAGGAUUCAUGGACCCUAUUUUGCAACAAGAUCUUCAAAGGAAAUGGUUGUCCUGCCCAUCUAACAGAUGUUGCCAAAGGUAUAUUGGGGAAAUGUCAGGGAUUGCCCCUUGCGAUUGUUGCAAUCAGUGGGCUUUUGGUUUUGAAAGACUUGACUAUUGCAGAGGAAUGGGAGAUGGUUCGACGCAGCCUAGUGGGUGAAUUGGAAGGCGCUGGUAUGCUGGACAGGGUCAGAAAGAUACUUUCUCUCAGUUACAUUGAUCUACCUUGCCAUCUUAAGACCUGUUUGUUGUAUUUAAGCAUUUACCCAGAGGAUUUUGAAAUACGUUGUCAUAGACUUGUUCAAUUAUGGUCAGCUGAAGGAUUUGUAGGAAAGACAGAAGGAAUGACAAUGACAGAUGUAGGCUUCAAUUACCUCAGAGAACUUGUCAAUAGGAGUCUAAUUCAAGUGACUAAAAGUUUUUAUGAAGGAAUCCCUUACACAUGUCGAAUCCAUGACCUAGUGCGAGAAGUUGUUCUUUCCAAGUCAAGGGAACAAUAUAUGAUCACAAUUACAUCUGGACAGUGCACAAGGUGGUCAUCUGAGAAGGUUUUGGAUUUGAGUGAUGAAGAGACACUGGAGGAAAUCCCAAAUGAGAUUUUCAACUUGUAUCCAUGGUUCGCCAUCGCGGGUCGCGGUCGCAUCGCGGUCUCAGUUGUUUCACAUCCGUCGCGGCAUAUCGGGAUUUCAAAUCUGAGAAGAGAAGAUGGAAAGGUGCUCUGCUCCUCCCUUGCCACCCUCACUAGUCUUCAGCUACUAAACAUUGCUUCAAUUAGAAAUGAUGGUGGUGAUUAUGAGGUAAUGGAUCUGAAUCUUGUACAACAACAGUCUCGUUCAUCUUCAGUGUCUUCUUCAUUUCUCCAAUCUCUUCGUAUGCUAGUAUUGCAUGGCCCCUUAGAAAAGAUGGCGAAAUGGAUAGCACAUCUUCAAAGCUUGGUAAGAAUAUAUUUGAAGUGGAGCGGUUUAAGGGAUGAGGAGGAUCCGCUUGAACCCCUCCACUAUUUGCCAAAUUUGGUUACUAUUCAUUUUUGUGGAUCUUACCAAGGAGAGGGGUUGUGUUUCAAGGCUGGAGGAUUCCUGAAGUUAAAGGAUUUGCACCUCCAGAAAUUAGAAAAGUUAAAAUGGCUGAAAGUGGAGGAGGAUGCAUUACCCAAUCUCCACGAACUGGGUCUGGAUAGACUUCCAUUGCUAGAGGAGUUACCAGUUGAUAUUCAACACUUGGGCCAUCUUCAAAAGCUGGCUUUGCUUGGGUUGAGUUAUCAACUGAUGGAGAAGCUAAAUAAUCUGAAUGAAGAUAGUGAACAUUAUGGAAAAAUUGCACGCAUUCCUGAAGUUGAAAUUGCGUUUUUGACAAAUGAGGGAUGGAAAUAUUGCCAGCUAUGGGGGAAGAAGAUGUAA